AUGGUCGCGAAGGGAGGACAGGCGCCUGCUGAUGGAUAUCAUCUGGCAGUUGAAGGUGGUGACGUUUCCGAAAGCGCUGGCUAUGCGCUGGCCAAGACCGAGCCAUCGUGCUUCAGCUGGUUUUGCCAAUGGGCCGGACUGACCGAUGUCGCCUCGAAGAAUGCGCUGAUCUUGUACACUUCUGGCACCACUGGACAGCCAAAGGGCGUUGUUCACACCUUCAAGAGUUUGACGGCGCAGAUGGUGUCCUUGAGUUCUGCUUGGAAGUGGUCCAACAAGGAUAGAACUCUGCACGUCCUGCCCUUGCAUCACAUCCAUGGAGUUCAAAACAUUUUGAAUUCCGCUCUCUUCAAUGGUGCCGCCGUAGAAGUGACCGCAUUUGAUGCCGACUUCUGCUUGAAGCGUCUCAUCUCAGGGGACAUUACCUGCUUCCAUGCGGUGCCCACGAUCUACGUGAAAUUCACGCAGUACUUGGAUACACUGAGUGCCAGUGCCAAAGCUGAAUUCUGUCCGGAUCAGCGUUGCAGAAUCAGCAUCAAAGACGAUCCUGGAGCAACAUCGUGGAUAGAUGGUGAGGGCCUGCGCAAUCCAUCCCUGAGGUACAUGGUCUCGGGCUCCGCGGCCCUGCCGGUGCCAACCAUGAAGUCCUGGGCAGAGAUCUCUGGACACGUCCUGCUGGAAAGGUAUGGAAUGACCGAGAUCGGCAUGGCAUUGAGCAACCGCAUCGAUGGCACCCGAUUUCCAGGGUGCGUGGGGUGGCCCUUGCCAGAUGUGGAGGUGAAGCAAGAUGAGGACGGUGGUAUCCUGGUGAAAGGUGGUCCUGUCUUCAAAGAGUAUUACAAGCGAGAGGAGGCCACUGCGAAGGAAUUCACCAGCGAUGGUUUUUUCAGGACUGGUGACAAUGCCCAGAAGGGUGGCACUGUGGAAGAGCUUCAGAAGCUGCAGGAUGAUGCACGGGAGGUUGAGACCUCCACUGGAAGGCCACGAUCAGAUACUCCGGCAGAGGCGGAUCCGGAGCUGGGUGCCAUCUAUCGCAUCAUGGGUCGGACUUCGGUGGACAUUAUCAAGAGCGGUGGUUACAAGAUCUCCGGCCUUGAAAUUGAGAGCGUUUUACUUCAACAUGAGAAGAUUCGCGAAUGUGCUGUGGUGGGCAAGCCAGACGAGACUUGGGGUGAAAAGGUGACGGCCGUUUGUGUGCUUGAGAGCGGUGCUCAGCUGACCAUCAAGGAGCUCAGAGAGUGGGGCAAAGAGCGAAUGGCAUCCUACAAGGCCGCGAAACCAGAUGGGCAAGUUGGAGAAGAAGAAGAUUUUGGAAAGGUACAAGAAAUGAGCUGCCGAACCUUGGCUUAUCAACAGCUGCACACCGAGACUCCGCCACAACGCUGGCAUGAAGCGAAUCGAAAGGUGUUGCAGAAGUUGAUGCGUAGCUCAGAAAGCUUCGGAGUCAUGUCGCUUCCAGAGGUGCCAUGGAAGGAGCACGUGAAAGCCAUGCGCGAGGCCUCGGCACCCCGAGUUUCCGUGGAGCACCUGCAUGGUGAAUUCUCCGCCAAGCUGCUGGACGCUGUGGAUCAGAUUAAACUCGCGAAGGAAGAGGCUCAAGAGGAGGCUCGGCAGGCCAAGGAGCGGCGCGCGCAAGAAGAGGAAGCCAUGAAGGCUUUGGAGAAGGAGCGAGAUGGCUCCGAGAGGAAGUCAGUCCUCACGGCAGACGUUCCGGCGCCUGAAGCUUCAGCAAGCAAGGUCCGAACUCGCAAGAAGAAGAAAAAGGAAGAUGUCAACGUUUUCCAAGACUUUGGGAAGGAGCAUGAUGAUGCUCCAAUCCAAGAGGUCAAGGUCAAUGGAAUGGUCUUCUACAAGUUGAACUAUGAACGCUACUGGCAGUCUGACAGAGACUUACAGCGCUGGGCCGAGUCCUUGCAGCACAACAUCCGCUAUGAGAAAUUGCUGUACAAGGUCAGAGAUCGCUGGCAUGAAGACCUUGUGGGUGACCGUUUGCAGCUCAAGAUCAGCCACAAUCCCUUAGUACGGUCGAGGAGCCAACGCUAUAGACCCACCUCUGUGUCCACUUCUUUGCAGCUCAAGGACUUGCAAAAACAGAUAGCUCCGAAGGAAAACAAGAAAAAGAAAAUGAUGACGGAACUGGCCAGCAAGUCGGAUGGUGGGCUUUUUGGAGCCAUCUUUGGAAGGGAUGAGGGUGCGCCAGCAAAGGAGGAAACUGAAGAGUUCAACGACUUUGGGCUUCGCGAGGUGGCAGACGAUGCUUCCGCUCCAAGGAGCGAGUCCGGCGACGUGCCCGAGAGGCAAGACACCUCAGCCUCCAGUCGAAGAAAGCUCUCGCAACUGGAGGACCAACAUGACUUCACGGGCGAGGAAGGAGCCACAGAUCCACCGGCUUCUCGAGGUCGAUCUCUUCAGAUGCCAACGACGAUGGCAUUGCUGCUCUUUCGCAAUGCCGAGCGACUGCAUGGCGGAGAGACCAUGUUCAUCAAGCGUUGGCCACCUGCGGGCGGACUCAAGGAAUUGCUUCAGUUGGCUGGCCAGGCUUGCAAACCAGUCGUGGCGCCUGCAAGGGCGCUUUACGAUGUGAACAUGAAGCCGCUGUUGUCGCUGGACGAGGUGCAACCGGGUGGCACAUACCUCGUGAAAGGACUGGAGGCGUUCGAUCCUCCGAAGCUGUUCUUCAACCACGAUCCGGUGGAGGCUCCACAGGUGCCCUCUCUCCGGAAUCUUAUCAAGGCCAAAGAAACCGUUGCGGGUGAACGUGAUGUCCUGGAUCAGUUCUCCCAGGUGCCUUCGUAUGCCUCCCAGCAGCUGCGCGCAUCGGUGGAGAAAGAAGCGUUGCCUACUGCGGAUUCACCGCCCUGGCUGUGGGAGACCUGGUCCAGAUAUGGCCCGCUGGUCUUUCCUCAAAAAGCGCGAGAAUGGCAGUUGAACGAUCCCUUGCAGCAAGCUCUGAGCUGGAGCUGCCAAGGACCUUCCCACAGACACUUCUACUGGCACGAAUGGUCACCCGUCUUGCAGACUCGAAUCCAUCACAAACGGAUCGAUCGCUUCGCAAGCACCGGAUCCUUUUGA
This is a messenger RNA of Cladocopium goreaui, 3072 nucleotides long. NCBI's taxonomy places the organism in Eukaryota, Dinophyceae, Suessiales, Symbiodiniaceae. The record is from the annotation of a GenBank genome assembly.